Ostreobium quekettii is the source of this 960-nucleotide messenger RNA. NCBI's taxonomy places the organism in Eukaryota, Viridiplantae, Chlorophyta, Ulvophyceae, Bryopsidales, Ostreobiaceae. The record is from the annotation of a GenBank genome assembly.
AUGAGAACUUUCUUUUGUGUUUUUGCAGCGAGUGUGUAUGAUGUGAUUCAGCAUUACGAAAUCGGCGAGGAUGUCGGCUAUGGAGGUUAUGCGGUUGUCAAGAAGGGGAGGGACAAAAGUACUGGGGACCAGGUCGCCAUCAAGAUCGUUGACAAGACGAAGUAUGACCCUGGCGACGAUCGACUGGAGCAUGAGAUCAAUGUGCUGCUUCAGAUCUCCCACCAGCGAUGCAUACAGGUUUAUGAUGUCUUUGUGUCGCACCAGAAGGUUUUCAUCGUCACCGAGUUUGUGACAGGAGGGGAGGUGCUGGACAGGCUGCAGAGGCUGGGUCCCUACUCAGAGAAGGCUGCCAGCGUCUUAAUAAGGGAUGUCAUUGAAGGGGUGGCGUAUCUCCAUGCUCAUGGCGUCGUCCACCGUGACCUCAAACUCGAGAACCUCCUGCUGAUCGAUGAGAGCCUGGAGUCCAAGGUCAAGAUCGCUGACUUUGGCCUCUCCAAGUUCUUCGGAAAGGAUGAGACGGUGCUGGCCACGAUGUGCGGGUCCCCUGAGUACGUUGCACCAGAGGUCCUGGGCGUCGACGAGUUCUCGGACCACUACACGCCCGCAGUGGACAUGUGGAGCAUCGGUGUCGUGCUGUACGCGAUGAUGUGCUGCUACACGCCCUUCUACGAUGACAACCAAACCCAGAUGUACCGCAACAUCACACUGGGCCGCUGGAACAAGGAGGACCCCAACUGGAAGCGGCUGUCUCCGCAGCUGAAGGAUCUCAUCACAAGGCUGCUGAAGGUGGACCAGAAUGCACGCCUCACGGCAGAGAGGGCUCUGGACCAUCCAUGGGUGAAGGGGACGUGCUUUGCGCCCAACGAGCCACUGGGUCCCGUUCACCCCUUUGCCGACCUCGUCCGUCAGCAGAUGGAGAUGGAGGAGGAGCAGAUGGAGGAGGUCGCCGAGGAUGAGUAA